Vigna radiata var. radiata (mung bean) is the source of this 1236-nucleotide messenger RNA. RefSeq names its product transcription initiation factor TFIID subunit 14b. NCBI's taxonomy places the organism in Eukaryota, Viridiplantae, Streptophyta, Magnoliopsida, Fabales, Fabaceae. The coding region runs from base 222 to 1061 and encodes 279 amino acids. Gene Ontology annotation, biological process: regulation of DNA-templated transcription. The transcript has 6 exons. The record is from RefSeq and is a predicted model, not a curated record.
GAUGUUGUCACGCAGAGAGAGCCACCAUUCCAGAUUAUGUUUUUUAAGAGUAACGCAAAAAACUGAACAACUGCCGAGGAUCAAAGCAAGCAAGGCAUAGUCUAGUCGUAUGAAUCGGGCAGUACGAGUGCCAACAAUUUCUGUAAAACCCUAAACUUCAUUCUUCUGGCUUGUAUCUUUCUCAAUUUUGGAAAACCAAAACAAUACACUGAAUUUGGCAAAUGUCUCACUCUCAACCGUUACCCCUCAAGAGACAAGGUGAGCAUUUGUCCGAUGAUGGUGCUUCUGCCAUUAAACCGUCUCGCCUCAAAAUCGCAAUACCAUCUGAGGAUUCCGACAAGAAGAAUGCGAACAAUAGGAUCAAAGAUGUUGAAAUUUGUGUCCCGAUAGUGUAUGGGACCAUUGCAUUCUAUCUUGGCAGGAAGGCCAGUGAGUCUCAGUCACACAAGUGGACAGUCUAUGUACGCGGAGCUUCGAAUGAAGAUCUUGGGGUGGUGAUUAAGCGGGUUGUGUUUCAAUUACAUCCUAGUUUUAAUAACCCCACUAGAGUUGUGGAGUCGCCACCGUUUGAGUUGUCAGAAAGUGGUUGGGGUGAAUUUGAAAUAGCCAUCACUCUCUAUUUCCACAGUGAUGUCUGUGAAAAACAGUUGGACUUGUAUCACCAUUUGAAAUUAUAUCCAGAAGAUGAAUCUGGCCCCCAGUCUACAAAAAAACCUGUAGUUGUUGAAUCUUAUAAUGAGAUUGUUUUUCCUGAACCCUCUGAGGGUUUUCUUGCACGUAUACAGAAUCAUCCUGCUGUUAAUGUGCCUAGGCUUCCUGCUGGUUUGAAUUUACCAAGUCCUGUACCAAUUGAUACUAUGAGUGACAAGGAGAGAGGUGACACCAAAGAUCAUUCUCUGAACCAGUGGUUCUUGAACUUCUCUGAGGCGGAUGAGCUCUUAAAACUUGCAGCAGCACGCCAGCAGGUGCAAGCUCACAUUGUUAAGCUGCGAAGACAAUUAAGUUUGGUGGAAGGGCUACCUCAGCUGUCAAAACCACCCUCUGGUUAUGAAUGUACAUGAUUUUCCAUUUUAUAAUUUUUUGGGCUCCCCCUUUGGGGUCAAACUUGGAAGAUCAAGGAUGAAUAAUCAUGUAUAUAUAGUCUUCGUUGUAGAUUGUGUUGAAUAUUUUUUAUCGGCAGAAAAUAUUAAAGUUUUAGAAUAACGGACAUGUUUAAUAGCAUUUCAGCGUAAAGUA